GUAAUCCUCAGUUCAGAUCUGACGGAAAUAUAAAUACCCCUCUCUUCUCCGUUUUUUUCUCCAAAAACCCACAGCAGAGAAAAUAGAGAGAGAGAGAGAGAGAGAGAGAGAGAGAGAGAGAGAGACUACGAAAGCUUCUUUAAUGGCGACGAAGGUUUACAUUGUGUACUAUUCUAUGUAUGGACAUGUGGAGAAGCUAGCAGAAGAGAUUAAGAAAGGUGCUGCAUCUGUUGAAGGAGUGGAAGCCAAACUAUGGCAGGUUCCAGAGACGCUUUCGGAUGAAGUGCUUGGGAAGAUGAGUGCGCCUCCAAAGACUGACGUCCCAAUCAUCCAACCAAGCGAGCUCGCUGAGGCCGAUGGCCUUAUCUUUGGGUUCCCCACAAGAUUCGGAAUGAUGGCUGCACAGUUCAAAGCAUUCCUCGAUGCUACUGGGGGCCUGUGGAGAUCGCAGCAGCUUGCAGGGAAGCCAGCUGGGAUAUUCUACAGCACUGGAUCACAGGGCGGUGGGCAAGAAACGACAGCUUUGACGGCCAUAACUCAGCUGGUCCACCACGGGAUGAUCUUCGUGCCGAUCGGAUACACGUUUGGAGCCGGCAUGUUUGAGCUAGAGCAGGUGAAAGGUGGUAGCCCAUAUGGCGCGGGCACCUUCGCCGGCGAUGGCUCAAGACAACCAUCUGAGCUCGAACUGGAGCAAGCUUUCCACCAGGGAAAAUACAUAGCUGGCAUUGCGAAGAAGCUCAAGGGAGCUGCCUGAUUCAUACACAGGUGGGUAGGUGGGCCACCAUACGGAUCUGUUUGGCAUUUCUAUACUUGUACAUUUUGAUUUUUAAGGCAUCCAUGUUUGUCCUGUCUUUAGCAUUUCAAUUUCCUUCACUUCUGGUCAUGAUAGAAUAAUAUGUUGGGCCGUAUCGAAUGUGUUUGUAGCCGAUGAGGACGAGAGUUUGAUAUGUUUCUUCAGUACAAUGGUUUUUAUUAAUGAUAUCAUUUGCUUAAGCUUAUAAUACAAGUAUUUGUUCUA
Molecule: messenger RNA, 1018 nt
Organism: Magnolia sinica
Lineage: Eukaryota; Viridiplantae; Streptophyta; Magnoliopsida; Magnoliales; Magnoliaceae
Product: probable NAD(P)H dehydrogenase (quinone) FQR1-like 1
Exons: 4
Coding region: 143-754 (203 amino acids)
Molecular function (GO): FMN binding; NAD(P)H dehydrogenase (quinone) activity
Source: RefSeq, a predicted model, not a curated record